This is a messenger RNA of Sebastes umbrosus (honeycomb rockfish), 2350 nucleotides long. Its product is annotated as ankyrin repeat domain-containing protein SOWAHC-like. The record is from RefSeq and is a predicted model, not a curated record. Gene Ontology annotation, molecular function: protein binding. Lineage: Eukaryota; Metazoa; Chordata; Actinopteri; Perciformes; Sebastidae. Bases 191 to 1507 code for a protein of 438 amino acids. The transcript has a single exon.
AGGAUCUAGAAAUAGAGCGCAGAGAACAGCUCUACCUCACUUUCCUCCUCAAUAACAGGUCUACUUUAUUCACUUCUGGAGCGGAGGACAGCUCUGUGGAUGUGUCGGUACGGCACGGAACGACCGGGAGAGAGUUUAACACGUUGCUUUGCUUCUCUACCGGUUAUUAACACGGUAGAAGCUGCGCGCUAUGGCCGCAGAGUGCUCCCAGGAGGCCAUCCGGGACUUUGGUGAUGACGUAGGAGGUGAUAUGCUACCUGGAUCGGGUUGCGGAAGUGACAGCCAGGUGAGAGUUGUGAGCUCUGCUGCCGUUUCACCGGACAGAACCGGGGACAGCACGGUGGUGGCUUGUGACAACACAGGUGAGGAGGACGCGGACCAGGUGCGUCCAGGUGAGAUGGGAAACAGAGCGAGCUUUAAAAGAGACAAGAGGGAGUCCAGGAAGGAGCGUGACAUACCUGAGAUUAUUCUGAUAGGAGCUUCGCCUCUCCCUGCGGAGGGAUCCAUGUUCACCCUGCCUGGGCCUGCACCGACUAGUCCUACAGAGGAAGCAGAGCAGGUGGAGAUCAGGAAGGUUGUCCUCAGACACCCGGAUGAAGUGGACACACACAGCUUGUCUGGGAGCGAAGGCAGUCCCAAAGGCAGCCGGAAGCACUUCAUCCAGGUGAUGAUGAGCACCUCCCCGCAGGUGAGGCGGAGCUUGGUGCUUCGCCGCUCCGUCCACCUGGCCUCGCCCACCGGAAACGACGACGACUCCGUCUCCCUGGACGAGGACAGGACCCCGUUGGCGCUGGACCCGCUGGAGCACGAGUGGAUGAUGUGCGCCUCGGACGGCGAGUGGGGCGGCCUGUGCCAGCUGCUGGCCGCCGAGCCCGGCCUGGUCCUGAAGAAGGACUUCGUCACCGGGUUCACCUGCCUGCACUGGGCGGCCAAGCAGGGCAAGCCGGAGCUCAUCGCGCGGGUCGUCGACUUCGCCAAGCGGCACGACGUCCCCGUCAGCGUGGACGUGCGCUCCAACACGGGCUACACGCCGCUGCACGUCGCCGCCAUGCACGGCCACAUGGAGGUGGUGAAGCUGCUGGUGGGGGCGUACGGCGCGGACGUGGAGGUCAGAGAUCACAGCGGGAGGAAGGCCUGUCAGUACCUCACCAACAACGUCAGCGUGGACAUCCAGGACAUCAUAGGAGCGUACGAGAGCUCUGACACCCACAACGAAGACUGCAGGGAUGGAGGUCGCUGGAGGUUCUCCAAGGUCCUCCAGUCUAACCUGAAGCCCCUCAGGCUCCUCGUCCCCAACGACUGGGACUCUGUGGACGGGGAGGUCCAACCCAGAUACAAAGUCCUCAGGAGGAAGUCUUCACUCGGCAGGAUGAAGCCCAAGCUGCAGAGGCUCCGCUUGAGAACGUCGCAGAUUGUCCACAGCACGACGUUCCGCGACACCGAGGAGCCGGAGGGCUCCGGGACAGGGUCCUUCAAGUCCAGGCCCAAGACCCAUUUCUUUGGCUGAGAGGACAGGAAGGGUGGACGGGGAUGUCUACAGAAUGAUUGCAAAAAUGUGGCACUGAAAGACUGGGCUAGAGAGCGUGGAGCGGGGGGGUUAAUAUAUCUGGGCUGAUGUUUUUAUUGCAGGUGGAAGUUGAUCUCUAAAUGUGAUCUUAUUAUGCCAUAUAAUCAGUGAGUUGAUAGGCGGGAACAAAUCUGACAAUCAAAUUGUCCCAUUUAGACUCAACCGUGGUAAAGGUCUUCUCAUCAACUAGUCUAAUACACUCAUGUUCAUCACAUCAGAUCACCUUGCAAACAGGCGUUGUCCCACAGUGUAUUAUAUACUUGGGUCCACAGCAGAGCUGUCCAGGCAGCCUCAGGGCUCAUCUGAUAUCUGUCUCUGCUAAUAGGACUAGUCAACAGGCGUGAACUCUAAGCCAUAACAGCCUUCAUAAUGUAAAGGAUACGGCUGUUGCCUGCACCAUCUGACACAGAUACACAUUGUAUUAAUGUUAAUCAGACUGCAGGUCAGCUGACACUAAAAGCCUCUUGACCUGAGUCUGUAAUCUGCAGGCCGGUGGCAUUAAGAGACACUUAACUACUGGUCUGCAUGGGCUACAUUUACUUUCAUCAUCCGUCCAGAGGAAAUAUAUAAAGCAUGCCUUGUUUAACCUGAGCUCUUUGGGUAAAGUAUGACCUCAGUCCUCCCUCUCUACAUUUAACCCCCCCUGGAUGUGCUGAAGCCAUCUGGAGAGGGCUAAAUCCUCUCAGCACUGAAGUUUACAGAACGGGCAUGUAGAAGAAUGUACUAUAGUUUAGGACAGGGGUCAGUAACCUUUACUAUGAAAAGAGACGUUUUAGGCAAAAA